Messenger RNA from Solea senegalensis (Senegalese sole), 1777 nucleotides. It is a transcript of the gene zpr1, whose product is annotated as ZPR1 zinc finger. The transcript has a single exon. NCBI's taxonomy places the organism in Eukaryota, Metazoa, Chordata, Actinopteri, Pleuronectiformes, Soleidae. Gene Ontology annotation, molecular function: zinc ion binding. Gene Ontology annotation, cellular component: nucleus; cytoplasm. Bases 161 to 1528 code for a protein of 455 amino acids. The record is from RefSeq and is a predicted model, not a curated record.
GAAGAAGAAACGCGGAAGUGUUUGGACGACGAAAGCAAACGCGUGCAGUUGUGUGUGUGUUAUCUAGAACCUUCCAGCGUUACACGCCUUUGAACUUGACGCAACAGCGAGUGGGGACGAGUAUUCCGUCGAAGUGGAAAGACGAGCCGACGUGUAAACAAUGUCUGUUAUUUCGGAGGAGAAUGUUCGAGGUGGCGGCGUGUUCAAGGAUAUCGACGCCGACGACGAGGACGGGCAGCCCACUGAGAUCGAGAGUCUGUGUAUGAACUGUUACAAGAACGGUACAACCCGUCUGCUCCUGACCAGAAUACCCUUCUUUAAAGAGGUAAUCGUCAGCUCGUUCAGCUGUGGUCACUGCAGCUGGUCCAACACUGAGAUCCAGUCUGCAGGCAGGAUUCAGGACCAGGGCAUUUGUUACACGCUCAAAGUUAAAUCUAAACAGGAUUUGAACCGGGAGGUUGUGAAAGCAGACAGUGCGACUACCAGGAUCCCUGAGCUGGAUUUUGAGAUCCCUCCCUUCACCCAGAAAGGCUCACUGUCCACUAUCGAGGGCCUUUUAGACCGAGCAGUUGCAGGGCUGGAGCAAGAACAGCCUGUCAGACGAGCAGCUCAACCUGAAGUAGCCGAGAAGAUAGAUGAAUUCAUUAAGAAGCUGAUGAAGUUAAAAGAUGUGGAGAGUGAAUUCACUCUGGUGAUUGAGGAUCCAUCUGGCAACAGUUUUGUGGAAAAUCCAUUAGCUCCUCAGAAAGAUGAGGCGCUCACUGUGUCUCAGUUCAAGCGGAGCAUCCAGCAGGAAAAACAGCUGGGAAUCAGAGAUGACGAUGAUGAUGAUGAAAAGGAUGAAGAACCAGCAGGCAAUAACUUGGAGGCCAUGAGAAAUGAGGUUUUGGUUUUCAAAACUAACUGCCCAGAAUGCAAUGCGCCAACCUCAACAAAUAUGAAGCUUGUCCAGAUCCCUCACUUCAAGGAGGUGGUCAUCAUGGCCACCAACUGUGACAGCUGUGGCCACCGAACCAAUGAGGUGAAAUCAGGUGGUGCCACAGAGGAGCUAGGCACCAAGAUCACUCUACACAUCACUGACCCUUCAGACAUGACCCGUGACCUGCUGAAGUCAGAGACCUGCUCCGUUCUCAUCCCGGAGCUGGAGUUUGAGCUGGGAAUGGCAGCUCUUGGUGGGAAGUUCACCACCCUGGAGGGGCUGUUGCAAGAUAUCAAAGACCUGAUUGUCUCCAAAAACCCCUUCAUCUGCGGUGACAGCCACAACAAAGAGCAGGUGAAUAAGCUGAAAGAGUUUGGAAAGAAGAUAGACAAUAUUAUGGCAGGACAAAUGGCUGUCCAUUUCAUCCUGGACGACCCAGUGGGGAACAGCUACCUACAGAAUGUGUACGCCCCAGACCCCGAUCCUGAGAUGACUGUGGAGAAGUACACCCGCACAUUUGAACAGAAUGAAGACCUCGGUCUGAAUGACAUGAAGACCGAGGGAUAUCAAGAGGAAAACUUAACUACCAGCACCAGCUUAAAGGACUGAAUCAGUUGAUUGAUCCAUAUUUUUUGUCGUUUUCAUCUUAAGUUAAUCAUGGCUAAAUACUUGUUUCCAUCAGUGUUUUAAUUGGAGGAAUUCUUUAGUUUCCCGUAAAGUAAAAAUAAGACACACAAUUUAAUUUGUAUAAUAUCACAGGUAUAAUGUAAAGCUGGUGUGUAUUGCGUUUUUGUAAAAUUCCACAAGAUGGCGCUCUUAACUAUUGAUUAAAAGAUUUUUUUCUGUCAGUGGACCACA